AUGUCGGGACUUCAAUACUUGAAAGGUGUGCGAACAAGAUUUUACAACAAACUGUUGGAAGAGAUACAAAACGUAAAAGAAAUUUUGAAUACUGAUUUGAGUGAUUUGUUUGAUGUUGAUGAAUAUAAACAACUACGUCAGCGUGUGCUGGAAGCUAAGCUUAGUAUCAACUUAUAUAACGACAAGCUUAUGAUGCAGUCCGAGAAAUUAUCUCAAGCAAUCGAUGACAAAGACAGUGAAUUUAUAGACAUAAUAAUAAAAAAUGACUCCGAUAUAAUAGAAGAGGCUAGCACUUUAUAUCAUAAGCUACAGAUUUUUGAGGACACUUUGCAAGAAAGUAAGGAAACAGAACAUAACAAGAAAGAAGAAAAGGAGCGUGCUUUAUCUUUAGCUGUAGUUACGGAAGAAAUGAAGAAAAUGUUUGAAGCUCAAAUGGAAUUACAGAGAGAUUUAGUUGAAAGCAAACGAGUAAAGAAAGACACGCAUUGGAGCAAAGAUUCUACUAUAUAUGAUUUGGAUGCGACAAAUGGUUCGAGAAGGUUUAACAGACCUGAAAAGCAAGGAGUUUCUUCAUCGAGUGUUUUAGUCACUAGUGAAAAGUCAAAGAAUUCAAACAUAUUGAAAUGUAGAUACUGUGACCAGAAACACUGGAGCGAUGAAUGUCCAAAUUACACGACUAUAACCGAAAGAAAAAGACGAAUUAAAGGGAGCUGCUAUAGAUGUCUCAAAGAAGGACACAUCUCAAGUCAGUGUAAAUCGUCGAAAGGCUGCGUAUAUUGUGGUGAAUUUAACACCCACCAUAGGAGCUUAUGUGGAAGGAAAUUCAAAAGGGAGACACCUAAAGAGAGUGUUUAUCUUUCAAAAGAAGUAAAGAGCCUUGAAAGCAAUGAAGCUGAAAAUAUGUCUGGUGAAAUAGGACUCCUGUCUUGUGAUGAAUCAGUUGUGAUGCAAACUGCGAAAUGUAGUAUUGAGAAUCCUGAAAGUGGAGCAUCUGAUGAAGUCAGAUUAAUUCUAGAUUCAGGCUCCCAAAGGACUUACAUAACUGAAGAUUUGGCGCAUCGACUUAGACUUAAGGUUGAUAAGGAGCAACAUAUUCAGUUAGUGACAUUUGGUAGUAAAAAGGAAAAGGUUAUUAAAACUAAAAGUACUAAGCUAAAAGUAAAAUUAAAUAAUGGCACUUAUAUGACUUUAGUGGCAAAUAUUGUACCAACAUUGACUGGAACAAUAACGCGUAAACAAGUAAAGCUCAAUUCACCAAGAAGGUUUAAAGAAAUUACACAAAACUUGAUGCUGGCGGAUACAAUUCCAAACAAGAAUGAAGCUGUUACGUUAGAACUUUUAAUAGGAAACGAUUAUUAUUUGGAUAUAACUCAACCGGAAAAAAUCGAAAUACAACCAGGAUUUUACUUGUUAUCAUCAAAGCUUGGAUGGAUAUUGUCUGGUAGAAUGAAAUCAAAUGAUGAAGCUGUUAAAACACCUGAAGCGAGUAUGUUGAUCCUUACAUAUGGCGAAAAUGCCACUGAAACAAACUUGCUCACAUGUGUUGAUAGAGUUCUUCCCACAAAACCAAACUUGGAAGACUUUUGGAGUAUUGAGAGUAUAGGUAUCACAGAUAGAAUCGAUCAAUCUGAAGAUGAAACCGCAAUGGAACGUUUUAGGGAGACACUUCAGUUUAAUAAUGGUAGAUACCAAGUAACAUGGCCUUGGCGAGAAGAGUUCCCAGAUUUACCAGAAAAUCGUGGUUUGGCAAAAGGUAGGUUAAGAUCCCUUGUUAGUAGACUAGAGAAACAACCAGAGAUAAUGAAACGAUAUGAUGACAUCAUUAAAGAUCAGCUUGAAAAGGGGAUAAUAGAAAAGACGGAAACGGAUGUUAGUGAUGGAUUAAAACACUAUAUUCCUCACCACGUAGUGAUUACUCCAGAGAAAAGCACUACAAAAAUGAGAAUUGUAUACGACGCAUCUGCAAAAACACGAAAAGACUAUAAAAGUCUCAACGAAUGCUUAUAUAGAGGCCCUGUGCUGUUACAUAACCUGUGCGGCAUAAUCAUGAGAUUCAGAUUACACAAUAUUGGCAUUGUAGCGGAUAUAGAAAAGGCAUUUCUCCAAGUGGAGUUACAGAAACCUGAAAGGGAUGUUACCUGCUUUUUAUGGUUAAAGGAUUGUGAAAAGCCUAUGGUUACUGAAAAUUGCAUACAAGAAUAUAGGUUUUGUCGGGUUCCCUUUGGAAUUAUUUCCAGUCCAUUUUUACUUGGAGCUACUAUUGAAAGUCAUUUGGACAAAUACAAUUCAAAAUUGGCAAAUCAGUUAAAAGAAGAUAUUUACAUGGACAAUGUGAUAACAGGAGUACAAACGAAAGUUGAAGCAGUUGAAUUGUAUAAAAGAGCGAAAUCAAUUUUCGGUGAAAUGAAUAUGAACCUACGCGAGUGGAUGACUAACAAUAAGGAGCUUCGCAUGACAAUUCAUGAAGAAGAUAGAUCAAAUGGUAAUACUGUUAAAGUGUUGGGCCAUUGGUGGAAUGUAAAGGAUGAUACUCUAUCAUUAAAAGGGGCAAAGUCAAUUAAGGAAGAGGUCAAAAUUACAAAAAGAAACGUUUUGAAACAGAUUGCAUCAGUGUAUGAUCCGUUAGGAAUGUGUUCUCCAGUAACAUUGCUUGGUAAAUUAUUGCUCCAACGAGUUUGGUGCAAAGGUUAUGAGUGGGAUGAUUUGUUAGAUAAAGAAGAUUCAGAUGACUGGCUUGAAAUCAGACGUGACUUAGAGCAAAUUGAAAAUGUAAGAAUACAAAGGAAUCUAACCAUAGCAGAUGACAUAGAAGGUGUAAAAUAUUCACUAGUUUGCUUCAGUGAUGCCUCAAGUAAAGCAUAUUCAGCACUUAUUUAUCUGAUACAACUUAAAGACAAAAUGUUUAAGUGUGACUUGAUGUUUUCUAAAUGUAGACUUGCACCAGUUAAAGUAAUGACCAUUCCUAGACUUGAAUUAAUGGCAGUACUUAUAGGAGUCAGAUGCUUAAAGUUUGUAGAAAAACAAAUACAGCUGCCAUUGGAACAUCUUAUUUUGUUAACUGAUUCUCAGUGUGUUCUCCAAUGGUUGUCGUCAGAAAAGUCACUCCCUGUAUUCAUAAAGAAUCGUGUCAAAGAAAUAAACAGCUAUAGUGAUAUUACAUGUAGCUUUGUGAAAUCUGCAGACAAUAUAGCGGAUGUAGCAAGUCGCGGGAGUACCUUGGUGGAUUUAUGUAAAAAUCAAAUAUAUUGGCAUGGCUCCAAGAUGCUACAAAAGAUUGUGACAGGCUUACAAGGAAAGACACUAUGUUAUAUUUCUGAAGAAGAUUAUGAAUUCAAUGAAAGAACAAAUGAGUGUCAAAGGGAAGAUAUUAAAACACUAUUCGAUGUAAAAAUUAGUGAUGAGCCGAAAGAAGACGCAAAAUUAUCUGAAUCUGAUUAUUUAACGGAAGGUUGUCUAUUAACUGAAAACAACAAAGAAGAAAAAACGCCGUUUGGAAUAGAUGUUAACAAGUUUUCAUCUAUAUCAAAAUUACUAAGAGUUACAGCAUGGUGCAAUCGAUUUAUUCGAAAUGCGAGAAGUCGCUCAAAUAGAAGUCAUACUCUUUCCAUUGAUGAAAUCAACGAAGCGGAACAGUUAUGGUUAAAACAGAUUCAAAGAAACCAUUUUGCUGAUGUUUUUCAAUCUAUACAAGAUGAAAGACCCAAUAAUUUGGUAAAACAGUUGGAUUUGUUUGUUGAUGAAUCAGAAAUGAUAAGAUGUGGCGGACGACUACAACACGCUAAUCUUUGCGAAGCCGCUAGAAGACCAAUAUUACUUCCAAGAAAAGACAAGUUCACAAUUCUUUUGAUUGAAAGGAUGCAUAAUAAAAUAUUACACAGCGGUGUGUCGCAGACUCUAAGUGAGACAAGACAAAGAUUUUGGAUUCCAAGAGGAAGAGCAACGAUUCGUUCGGUGUUAAAAUCGUGCCGAGUCUGUAGACGAGUUGAAGGUGGUCCUUAUAAAUUGCCAUCUAUGGCUCCCUUGCCGAGAGAACGUGUCACAGAAACUACUCCAUUUUCUUCUGUAGGCUUAGAUUAUCUCGGACCGCUUUAUAUAAAGGAAAAUAAUGAAAUUAAAAAGGUUUGGAUUUGCAUUUUCACUUGUCUAGUUAUUCGUGCUAUACAUUUGGAAAUUGUACAAGAUAUGACAGCUUAUUCCUUUCUUUUGUGUCUAAGAAGAUUCGUAGCAGUAAGAGGAACACCAAAGGAAAUAAUCAGCGACAAUGCCAAACAAUUCAAAUUGUCUAAUCAAACUAUUAGAUUGAUAUGGGCGAAAACAUUGCAAGAAGCAGAUGUACAAAAUUACGCAUCCACUGAGGGUAUUAAAUGGACCUUCAUAGUAGAACUGGCGCCCUGGAUGGGAGGUGUAUAUGAAAGAUUAGUUGGAAUUGUAAAGCGUGCAUUGAGGAAAGCUCUAGGAAAGAAAUUGUUAUUGAUGGAUCAAAUAAGCACUGUCGUUAAAGAGAUAGAAGCUGUAGUCAACAGGAGACCUCUAGUGUAUGUUGGCGAAGACAUAAAGUCAUCAAUAACUUUAACACCAGGUCAUUUUCUCUGCUUAAAUCCGAAAACUGGAAUACCAAUUCUUGAUUAUGAUUACAGCGAUCCAGAAUUUAAACCAUAUGAAAGUUCUGCCGAGAGGUUAUUACAACUAUGGAAAAAAGGAGAACGACUCCUGAAUAAAUUUUGGAUCUUAUGGCGAGAUGAAUAUUUGCUUAGUUUACGAGAGAGAUCACAGAACAAAAUUAAAUCUGUAAAAGUGCAAUCAUCCGAAUCACCUAACUUAGGAGAUAUAGUUAUUAUAAAAGAUGAUCUUCCACGAGGUCAGUGGAAACUAGCAAAAAUAAUAAAUUUACGCACAAGUAGGGAUGGACAAGUUCGGUCUGCUGAAUUAGAAACCUCAAUUGGACAAAUUUUGAGACGGCCUCUUAAUUUGCUUUACCCUAUUGAAAUGUCAGAGUCAAAAAUUAGGGAUCCAGAUAUUAAAAGAAAUUCACACCAACAAGAGACAGGAGCAAAGGAUUGUCAAUUCAAAACAUUAAGGCCUAUGCGUAAAGCUGCAGAGAAAGCUAGACAAAUGUUCCAAAAUAUGUGA
Molecule: messenger RNA, 5130 nt
Organism: Ruditapes philippinarum (Manila clam)
Lineage: Eukaryota; Metazoa; Mollusca; Bivalvia; Venerida; Veneridae
Exons: 2
Coding region: 1-5130 (1709 amino acids)
Biological process (GO): DNA integration; proteolysis
Molecular function (GO): zinc ion binding; nucleic acid binding; aspartic-type endopeptidase activity
Source: RefSeq, a predicted model, not a curated record